Callorhinus ursinus (northern fur seal) is the source of this 1097-nucleotide messenger RNA. RefSeq names its product adhesion G protein-coupled receptor E2-like. Gene Ontology annotation, molecular function: G protein-coupled receptor activity. Gene Ontology annotation, cellular component: plasma membrane. The record is from RefSeq and is a predicted model, not a curated record. NCBI's taxonomy places the organism in Eukaryota, Metazoa, Chordata, Mammalia, Carnivora, Otariidae. Gene Ontology annotation, biological process: adenylate cyclase-activating G protein-coupled receptor signaling pathway; cell surface receptor signaling pathway.
GAUGUACUGUAUGGUGACUAACAUACCACAAUAAAAAAACUGCUGGCUCGACCCAGAAAAGAGAUUUAUAUGGAACUUCCUUGGGCCAGUCUGCACCAUCUUCUCUGUCAAUUUAAUUUUCGUUCUGAUGACCCUCCGGAUUUUGAAAAGCAAACUGUCUUCCCUCAACAGUGAUGUAUCCACCCUCCAGAACACAAGGAUGCUGACAUUUAAGGCCACAGCUCAACUUUUCAUUUUGGGCUGCACCUGGUGCCUGGGCAUCCUGCAGGUGGGUCCAGCUGCCCAUGUCAUGGCUUACCUCUUCACCAUCAUCAACAGCCUGCAAGGCUUCUUCAUCUUCUUGGUGUACUGCCUCCUCAGCCAGCAGGUCCGGGAACAAUAUAAGAAAUGGUUCAAAGGGAUCAGGAAAACAAGAGCUGAGUCUGAGAAAUACACACUGUCCAGCAAGGCCAUGUCUGAUGCCUCCAAAUCCAGCAUGAGGAAAGAUCAUAUGAGGACACAGGGUGCAGGCAGCCAUCUACAAGUCAGGAGAGAGCUCUUGCCAGAAACCAACACUGCCGACAUAUUGACCUUGGAAUCCAGCCUCCAGGAAAAAUUUGAGAAAAAAAUUUCUGUGGUUUAUGACACCUCUUUAAUGCUAUAUUAUUAUGGCAGUGCUCAAUUUUACUACACACGGACAUGGGGAAAACAAAGAAAAUGUAAAAAUGCAAAGAAAAUCACCAUAAUUCCAUCAGAGAGUAGUGGAACAUUUUGGGUAUGUUUUUCUCAUCUUUUAAAACAUCAGGAAUAUUUACUUUGUCAAUAAAUGUGUAUCUCAGACUGUGUUGAGUAUUGCUGAAGAAUAAAAACACCUUGGUUCUAGACCUGCCAGGGUUUAGGAUUGUUGGGGUUGCAUGAGGGAGAGCUUUGCCGUGAUGGGAUACUUAUCUAAUUUAUUGCACGGACAGUUACAGGAACCCACACAUGUGAUAAAAUGUCACAAAACUGUACACUCCCAUUGUGCUAAUGUCAGUUUCUUGGUUUAGAUAUUUGACUACUGUUACAUAAGAACCCAAAUACAUAAAAUAUAUCUUUUGCAGGAAGCCAGGGGAAGGACC